AUGCUGUUCUCUCAAAUUAGGGCUGGCUCCUCUCUCUCUCUCUCUCUCUCUCUCUCUCUCUCUCUCUCUCUCUCUCUUAUAUUCUUUUCCACAUUUGUGAAAGAUAUUAUGAAUACCAUCUUUGUCAUUUGUCUCAGUUGCACUUCUUCAAUCUUUCUUGAAAUUCUGCAACAAUUUUCUUUCUUUAUCUCUCCUCAAAUUUUUGCUUUAAUAUAUCCUCUAACUUUUUUUGUUCAUAUCUCCCCCAAUAUUUCACUUGUAAUAUAUCGUAACACAUUCAUUGUUAUUUAUUUUCCACUUUUUCUUUCUUCAUAUUUCCCCAAUCUUUCUCUCAUAACAUUUCUUAACUCAUUCAUUGUUAUUCCCGACUUUUUCUUUCUUCCUAACUCCCCAAUCUUCCAUUUUCUUUUACUUGUAAUAUUUUUUAAAUCAUUCAUUAUUAUUCAAUCUUCACUUUUUCCUUCUUCAUGUCUCCCCAAUCUUUUUCUUGUAAUCUUUUUCAUUCUUAUCAUUCAUUAUUAUUCAUUCUUCACUUUUUCCUUCUUCAUAUCUCCUCAGUCUUUUACUUGUAAUAUUUUUUUAAAUCAUUCAUUAUUAUUCAAUCUUCACUUUUUCCUUCUUCAUGUCUCCCCAAUCUUAAUUCUUGUAAUAUUUCUUAAAUCAUUCAUUAUUAUUCAUUCUUCACUUUUUCCUUCUUCAUAUCUCCUCAGUCUUUUACUUAUCAUUCAUUAUUAUUCAUUCUUCACUUUUUCCUUCCUCAUAUCUCCUCAGUCUUUUACUUGUAAUAUUUUUUUAAAUCAUUCAUUAUUAUUCAUUCUUCACUUUUUCCUUCUUCAUGUCUCCCCAAUCUUUUUCUUAUCAUUCAUUAUUAUUCAUUCUUCACUUUUUCCUUCUUCAUAUCUCCUCAGUCUUUUACUUGUAAUAUUUCUUAAAUCAUUCAUUAUUAUUCAUUCUUCACUUUUCCUUCUUCAUGUCUCCCCAAUCUUUUUCUUUCUUUUUCUUGUAAUAUUUUUUAAAUCAUUCAUUAUUCAUUCUUCACUUUUUCCUUCUUCAUAUCUCCCCAAUCUUAAUUCUUAUCAUUCAUUAUUAUUCAUUCUUCUUUUUUUUUCUUCAUAUCUCCUCAGUCUUUUACUUAUCAUUCAUUAUUAUUCAUUCUUCACUUUUUCCUUCUUCAUAUCUCCUCAGUCUUUUUUUCUUGUAAUAUUUUUUAAAUAUUUUUUCUUCACUUUUCCUUCUUCAAAAAUCAUUUUCUUUAUUAUUCAUUCUUCAUUUUUUCUUCCUUUUUUUCUUCAUAUCUCCUCAAUUUUUUUCUUUUCAUUCAUUUAUUAUUCAUUCUUCACUUUUCCUUCAUUCAUUAUCUUCCCAAUAUUUUCUCACCUCCCAAAUAUUUUUUUUUCAUUCCUGUUCAUGCUUUCUUUCUUCAUACCUCUCAAACCAUUUUUCUUUAUCACUCUUUCUUUCUUCAUCCCCCCCAAUCUUUUUCGUACCUCUCAAUCCUUUCUUUCUUUAUACCUCCCAAAUCAUUUUUAUUCAUACCUCCUAAAGCAGUUUUCUUCAUCCCUCCCCAACCUUUUUUCGUACCUCCCAAACCUUUCUUUCUUCAUACCUCCCAAAUCAUUUUUAUUCAUACCUCCUAAAACAGUUUUCUUCAUCCCUCCACAAUCUUUUUUCGUAUCUCCCAAACCUUUCUUUCUUCAUACCUCCCAAAUCAUUUUUAUUCAUACCUCCCAAAACAUUUUUAUUCAUCCCCUCCCCAAUCUUUUUUGCCUUCAUACAGCCCCAACCUUCCUCUUCAUACCUCCCAAAUCAUUUUUAUUCAUACCUCCCAAAACAUUUUUAUUCAUCCCCUCCCCAAUCUUUUUUGCCUUCAUACAGCCCCAACCUUCCUCUUCAUACCCCCCAAAUCAUUUUUCUUCCUCCCACAUCAAUCUUUCUUCUUUAUACUACCAACAAAUUUUUUCUUCACAUUUCCCAAAUCUUUUUUAUUAA
Molecule: messenger RNA, 1989 nt
Organism: Acanthosepion pharaonis
Lineage: Eukaryota; Metazoa; Mollusca; Cephalopoda; Sepiida; Sepiidae
Source: the annotation of a GenBank genome assembly